UCUCUCUCUCUCUCUCUCUCUCUGUCUUUAGACUCUUUACGCGAUCUCUUUCAUAAGCUUUCAACUAAAGAAAAUUCCAUCCAAAUCCCAACAAAAAAAAUAAAUUAAAAAUUUUUUUUUUCCAUUUCAGAUACCUAGGGUUUUCUAUAUUUAUGGUGUAAAGCUCCUGCAAUUACUGAAGGAUUGAAGGAACUUGUAUCAUUCAGAUAUUUUUUUUAGCUAAAAUACCCACUUGGGUUUAGCGCAGAUUCACUGCUUGGAGUAUAUAUAGCUCCAAUUAUGUGCUACUAAUUGUGAACCUUGUUCAAUUCUAGACUAGGUAGUUUUGGUUCUCCCUAAGCUCCUUUGUGGUGAAGGUCAUUGUUGGACUAGAGAAUUGAACCUUUCAUUGGUCUCAGAAUUGUAUAGUUGUAUGUGGUUAUUACAUCAUGUAUAGAUGUUAUGUGAUCAAUCUUGAUACUGGAAAAUGGAUUUUAUUUAGAAAUCUUCCUUGCUAAUUUGGUAAACUUCUAAUAUAAAGUAACAAAAUAUGCCUUCAUGGUGGGCGAGGUCAACAUCCAAAGAAGCGAAGAAGAAACCAAACAAGGAAAGUUUCAUUGACGUAUUACAAAGAAAAUUUAAGGGUCCAUCUGAAGGUAAAGUAGACAGUAGAUCAGGAGGGUCUCGAAGACAUUGCAGUGACACAGUUUCAGAGAAGGGGUCCCGAUCCCCCCAAGAAUCAAGAUCACCUUCUCCUUCCAAACAUGUGGCAAGGUGUCAAAGUUUUGCUGAAAGAAAUAAUGCUCAACCACUUCCACUUCCUGGUGUACGCCCUGCAAAUGUAGUCCGUAUAGAUUCUGAAAUUGGUAUAUCAACGAAACCCAGUUUGGAAAAAGGCUCCAAGCCAUCGCCUCUUCCAAUACCUGGAUGCAUUCGUGGCAGGCCAAAUCCUACAGAUUUAGAUGGGGAUAUUGUCACUGCUUCAGUUUCUAGUGAUUGUAGCAUUGAAAGUGAUGAUCCAGCUGACUCACAUCACCGUAGUCCUCAAGCAACUGAUUAUGACACUGGGACCAGAACUACUGCUGGCAGCCCUUCCAGUUUGAAGCUCAGGGAUCAAUCCUCUACCGUUGCCCAAACAAACCCAAGGGAACGGAAAAAACCUCCUAACCUUUCAUUCUGCAAUCAUACGUCCCCUACAUCACCUAAACGAAGGCCUUUAGGCAAUCAUGUGCCGAAUCUACUGGUUCCUUAUAAUGGUGCUUUCUGCAGUGCUCCAGACAGCUCCAUGUCAAGUCCUUCCAGAAGUCCGCUGAGGGCAUUUGGCACUGAACAAGCUCCGAACUCUGCUUUCUGGACUGGGAAGACUUAUCAAGAUGUCACUUUUGUUGGAUCUGGGCAGUGCUCUAGUCCGGGUUCAGGUCACAAUUCUGGGCAUAAUUCAAUGGGGGGGGAUGUAUCAGGACAGAUUUUUUGGCAACAAAGCAGGGGUAGCCCUGAGUAUUCUCCAGUACCAAGUCCACGAAUGACUAGCCCUGGUCCAAGCUCCAGAAUUCAAAGUGGUGCUGUCACACCCAUUCAUCCUCGAGCAGGAGGGACACCCCUGGAGUCACAGACAAGCUGGCCCGAUGAUGGGAAACAACAGAGUCACCGCUUACCCCUUCCUCCUAUAACAAUUGUAAAUUCUUCUCCCUUUUCUCAUUCAAAUUCAGCCGCAACAUCUCCCUCUGUGCCACGAAGUCCAGGAAGGGCAGAUAAUCCACCAAGCCCUGGCUCACGCUGGAAAAAGGGGAAGCUGCUGGGUACAGGUUCUUUUGGGCUUGUUUAUGUUGGCUUUAACAGUGAAAAUGGUGAUAUGUGUGCAAUGAAGGAGGUCACAUUAUUUUCAGACGAUGCAAAGUCUAAGGAAAGUGCUAAGCAAUUAAUGCAGGAAAUUGCUUUAUUAAGUCGUUUACAACAUCCAAACAUUGUGCAGUAUUAUGGGUCUGAAACAGUAGAUGACAAACUUUAUAUAUACCUUGAGUAUGUAUCUGGUGGCUCCAUUUAUAAACUUCUCCAAGACUAUGGACAAUUCGGUGAACUAGCAAUUCGUAGUUAUACUCAACAAAUCUUGUCAGGGCUUGCAUACCUACAUACUAAAAAUACUCUCCACAGGGAUAUUAAGGGAGCAAAUAUACUAGUUGACCCAGCUGGCCGUGUGAAGCUGGCAGACUUUGGGAUGGCCAAGCAUAUCACUGGGCAGUCUUGUCCACUAUCAUUCAAGGGGAGCCCUUACUGGAUGGCACCUGAGGUUUUUAAGAAUCAAAAUGGUUACAACCUUGCUGUGGAUAUCUGGAGUCUUGGGUGCACUGUAUUGGAAAUGGCUACAACAAAACCACCUUGGAGCCAAUAUGAAGGGGUUGCUGCCAUGUUUAAGAUUGGGAAUAGCAAGGAACUCCCAGCAAUUCCAGAUCACCUCUCAGAAGAUGGGAAGGAUUUUGUUAGGCAAUGUUUGCAACGAAAUCCAAUGAGUCGUCCAACUGCUGCUAAGCUUUUGGAGCACCCUUUUGUGAAAAAUGCUGCACCAUUGGAAAGACCUAUUGUGGGCCCUGAGUCUUCAGAUAUGACUGCAGUGGUUACAAACGGAGUGAAGGCUCUGGGCAUGGGGCAAGCAAGAAAUCCUUCCACCUUGGAUUCUGAUAGACUUGCAUUUCACUCGUCUAGAAUUUCAAGAACUGGUCCUCAUGCUAGUGAGAUCCAUAUUCCAAGGAACAUAUCAUGCCCUGUCUCACCCAUUGGAAGCCCUCUUCUGCACUCAAGGUCGCCACAACACCUAAAUGGAAGAAUGUCUCCUUCUCCGAUAUCUAGCCCACGGACCACUUCAGGCUCAUCCACGCCUCUCACAGGUGGCUUUGGUGCCAUUCCAUUUAAUCACAUGAAACAGUCAGUAUACUUGCAAGAGGGUUUUGGAAGCAUGCCCAACCUCCGAAAUGGGCCCUAUGUCAAUGGCCCCUCCUAUCAUGAUUCAAAUCCUGACAUUUUUAGAGGGAUGCAACCAGGGUCUCACAUCUUCACAGAACUGGUGCCCAGUGACAAUGAUGUUUUGGGAAAGCAGUUCGGAAGGCCUGCUCAUGGAGAAUUGUAUGAUGGACAGUCAGUCUUGGCCGAUCGUGUAUCUAGGCAGCUCUUGAGGGAUAAUGUUUUGGAUCUAAGUCCCAGAUCUUCUUUGCCCAGCCGCACAAAUGGUAUCUAACUUGAUUCAUAAUCAUGCAUCUCCACUUGUCAGAGCAGGCUCUCAAGUCUGUUACUGUCUUUUUGGUUCAUAGGAUCAAUUAUAUUCGCCAUUCUAACUGCUAAGGAAGCUAAUUUGUACAAUAAGGACCCUAAGUGAAAGAAUCCCUGGAAUAAGGUUGGAUCUAUAGGAAAAUGAAGUGGCAGGAGGGAAAGUGUUUUGAAUGGCAUAGCAUUCAGCUUAUGGCAUUCAGAUCCUUGAAUGAAAACCAAGCCAAGCUAUAUGAAGAAACUGGUGCUGGUGGCUAGACCAAUUAUUACAUUUGGAGCUCGCUUCCUAGCAAACAAGUCACUAGUUGUCAUUCAUAACCUUUUAUGAUAUGAUGUGGCAUUGACUUGAGUGCAUAUAUUGUCAUCUAAUGCUUGACUGGGUUGAGGAACGAAAAGAGUUCAAUUUUGUCUUGAGGAAGAUGACUUCUGGUGAUCCAAUGCAUGGCGGUUCUUUUAACACAAAAAACUCACGGCAGUAAGCACUGUAUAUGUUGUCAAGAUCAUAUAGAAGAAAAUAGAGAUUGGGUUGGUGCAAUUAUUAGCUUUGGCACUUUUUUUUUUCUUUUUGUUGGGGGUGGGGGGUGAGGAGGGGGUGUUCUGAAAUUGAAACUGCUGUACAGAGAAGAUGGAAACUGAAUUGUGGUACAAAUUGUUAAUCUAACUGUCGAGGAUUCGUCGAGCCUGUGCAUUUCUGUUUCCUAGAACGGUUUAUGCCGGCUCAGUUAACUGUCCUUGUAUACUUUGUUACAUGAUCUCUUGUAUGUACUCUCCACUUCGUCUUAUUGAAGAAGUAUACUUCUAUUGUCCUAUAA
Quercus robur (English oak) is the source of this 4049-nucleotide messenger RNA. Its product is annotated as mitogen-activated protein kinase kinase kinase YODA-like. Bases 530 to 3208 code for a protein of 892 amino acids. The transcript is spliced from 12 exons. Lineage: Eukaryota; Viridiplantae; Streptophyta; Magnoliopsida; Fagales; Fagaceae. The record is from RefSeq and is a predicted model, not a curated record. Gene Ontology annotation, molecular function: protein kinase activity; ATP binding. Gene Ontology annotation, biological process: protein phosphorylation.